Molecule: messenger RNA, 186 nt
Organism: Clonostachys solani
Lineage: Eukaryota; Fungi; Ascomycota; Sordariomycetes; Hypocreales; Bionectriaceae
Source: the annotation of a GenBank genome assembly
AUGAAACCGCGCCGAGCGCAGGCUAUGGGGUUUGCUGGAAAAGGGUAUGGUGUCUGCGGCGUCCUGUCUGUCUGUAUGGAAGUCACCAGGGACACAAUGCUGUACAGGUCUAGUUCCGUCGUCGCUUCUUGGAAGAUGGGCGUCCCGUUCUUCUCCAAUGCGCCUUCCGUCGCAAGGAGAGGCUGA